AGCCCACUCUGCCGUCUAGAUAGCCCUACUCGUCCGACAAGCGCCAAGAUGGUUCUGCACAACCCCAACAAUUGGCAUUGGGUCAACAAGGAUGCCUCAGCAUGGGCAAAGCAGUGGCUUGAGGACAACCUGACCAAGCUGGAGGCGAAGGAAGGGGAUGUCGCGGCCAAGAUCAACAAGGUCAUCAGCAUGAAUGGAGAUGUCGACGUCGCGCAGCGGAAGGGCAAAGUUAUUACGAUUUUCGAUGUGAAGUUAAUAUUGGAGUAUACAGGCUCCACUGCCGAUGAUGACGAUGUCUCGGGCACCAUCACCGUGCCCGAGCUCUCGCACGAGCUCACAGAGGACGAGUUUGUGUUCGAAAUCGACAUUUAUUCCGAGUCUGAGGACAAGCAGCCAGUCAAGAAUCUCGUGCGAUCGAAGCUCGUCCCGCAACUCCGGAGCGAGUUCAUGAAGCUCGCCCCUGCUCUCAUCGCCGAGCAUGCCAAAGAUAUCCAGCAUGCUCCCGGGUCAAACCCCUCGAGCGGCUUCUCGACGCCAAAGUACCAUCCUCCGACAGGAACCGCGGCGAAGGACGCAUUAUCAAGCUCGACCACCAAGACGGACAGCGUCAGCAGCGUCAACACCACCACCGUGACAGACAACGAGGAGUUCCGCACCACGGCCGAGGAGCUCUACCAAACCUUCACCGAUCCCCAGCGGUUGGCAGCAUUUACCCGUGCGCCGCCGAAGGUAUUCGAGGGCGCCAAGAAGGGCGGGAAAUUCGAGCUGUUUGGUGGGAAUGUCUCGGGAGAGUACUUGGAGCUGGAGGCGCCGACCAAGAUUGUGCAGAGUUGGCGUCUAGACCAGUGGCCCAAGAACCACUACUCGAGGCUGCAGAUUGAGUUUGACCAGAACGACGUCGACAAGGUCACAGUCAUGCGCGUAGAGUGGACCGGCGUUCCAAUUGGCCAGGAGGAGGUGACAAAGCGGAAUUGGCUCGAGUACUACGUCCGGAGCAUCAAGAGGACUUUUGGGUUUGGCACGAUUCUUUAGGUAAUGGCAUGGCGAGACGGCGUUUGGGUUGAAGGGUAGGUAUGGAGAUACGGUCAUCAUUACAUGAUACAGGGGUGGCAGUUGCAUUUGAGCACCGAAAAAUGGCCGGACUCUGCGCCAUAGGUGGAAAGGAUUAGAGCUGGGUGGCACCAGUAGAUCCAGCAACUCGAAGAAAGAGCAAUGAGAAAUGAUAUUAAUCUCACUGCCAUUCUCCGUGUGUCCAUCUCUCUCGCUCGGUGUUGCGGCGUGGAGUUUGAACAAUAGGUGUAGGACUUACCCCGUUCGGAGGUCCACCCAGGGCGGGGGAAGCUGCUAUUUACAUGAGGAGCCCGCCACAUUCUAUGAGUGUUGAUCCUCCCCGCAAAUCUGCCUCAGAUAACUUCCAGAUAUCGCUUCAUCGCCAAACCUCUGCGCAUAUCAGACGAAAAUGGCACCAGUAUAUAAGUUCGCCAUC
This is a messenger RNA of Canariomyces notabilis, 1486 nucleotides long. RefSeq lists its product as uncharacterized. Gene Ontology annotation, cellular component: cytosol. The record is from RefSeq and is a predicted model, not a curated record. Bases 49 to 1032 code for a protein of 327 amino acids. Gene Ontology annotation, biological process: positive regulation of ATP-dependent activity; protein folding. Gene Ontology annotation, molecular function: ATPase activator activity; protein-folding chaperone binding. The transcript is spliced from 4 exons. Lineage: Eukaryota; Fungi; Ascomycota; Sordariomycetes; Sordariales; Chaetomiaceae.